This is a messenger RNA of Poeciliopsis prolifica (blackstripe livebearer), 2026 nucleotides long. Its product is annotated as serine/threonine-protein phosphatase PP1-beta catalytic subunit-like. Gene Ontology annotation, molecular function: protein serine/threonine phosphatase activity. NCBI's taxonomy places the organism in Eukaryota, Metazoa, Chordata, Actinopteri, Cyprinodontiformes, Poeciliidae. Gene Ontology annotation, cellular component: cytoplasm; nucleus. Gene Ontology annotation, biological process: regulation of circadian rhythm; circadian regulation of gene expression. The record is from RefSeq and is a predicted model, not a curated record. The transcript is spliced from 8 exons. Bases 49 to 1032 code for a protein of 327 amino acids.
UCCGCUACGGAUAUCUAGCAACUGACACUGUUCAACAUCAGUGUGAAGAUGGCGGAGGGUGAAUUGAACGUGGAUAGUCUCAUCUCUCGGCUUCUGGAGGUGCGGGGAUGUCGUCCGGGAAAGAUAGUCCAGAUGACCGAGGCAGAGGUCCGUGGCCUUUGCAUCAAGUCAAGGGAGAUCUUCCUCAGUCAGCCAAUCCUCCUGGAGCUUGAGGCACCUUUGAAGAUUUGUGGUGACAUCCAUGGGCAGUACACUGAUCUCCUGAGGCUGUUUGAGUAUGGUGGCUUCCCUCCAGAAGCAAACUAUCUCUUCCUGGGUGAUUAUGUGGACAGAGGAAAGCAAUCCCUGGAAACCAUCUGUCUGUUGCUGGCCUACAAGAUCAAAUAUCCAGAAAACUUUUUCCUGCUCCGAGGAAAUCAUGAGUGCGCUUCCAUCAAUCGUAUCUAUGGCUUCUAUGACGAAUGCAAGCGCAGGUUCAACAUUAAGUUGUGGAAGACCUUCACAGACUGCUUUAACUGCCUCCCCAUUGCUGCUAUAAUUGAUGAGAAGAUUUUCUGCUGCCAUGGAGGGCUUUCACCUGAUUUGCAGUCAAUGGAGCAGAUUCGUAGGAUCAUGAGGCCGACAGACGUGCCAGAUACAGGCCUUCUGUGUGACUUGCUGUGGUCGGAUCCGGAUAAGGAUGUGCAAGGCUGGGGAGAGAAUGAUCGUGGAGUCUCCUUCACCUUUGGGGCAGAUGUGGUCAGUAAAUUCCUAAACCGCCAUGACCUGGACCUCAUCUGCAGAGCCCACCAGGUUGUGGAGGAUGGAUACGAGUUCUUUGCCAAACGCCAACUGGUCACACUUUUCUCUGCUCCAAACUACUGCGGGGAGUUUGACAACGCAGGCGGCAUGAUGAGUGUGGAUGAGUCUCUCAUGUGCUCCUUCCAGAUUCUGAAGCCCUCAGAGAAGAAGGCCAAGUACCAGUACGGGGGCGUAAAUUCUGGUCGGCCUGUGACCCCACCCCGCACCACCCAACCUCCCAAAAAGAGGUGAACACCCAACUGUGGCUUGUCCCCACUCCUUGUCAUUUUGUCCAUUCCAGAUCUGCCUUUAUGGCGACCCCACAACACCCCUAGAAGUGAGAAGAUACGGGGGUUGUCUGAUUGUCCAAAUCCUCCACUCCUCCUCCACUCAGCCAGCCUCUCGUCAACACCACUGACAGCUCUUUUCUUAAAGUGUACGUGUAUAUACAUUUGCUGUGACUUAUCAGUUGGGUUGUUUUGCCUUUAUGUUUGGAUUUUGUUUUGUUUUUGAAAAUAUUAAAAAAAAUUAACCUUAUUGGUGGUUUUAAUUCUAAUGCUGCUUGAGGUUUUCUGAGAUUCUAUUGUGUUAGGGAAUGCUUUCUUUGUAUGUCAAAGAACAAUGUGACCAAGUUGCAAAAGUCUGUUCUUUUUCUUCUUCUUUUUUUUUUUUUUUUUUUUUUUGGGCGUCAUAAAAACAAAAUGAAGGUUCAACAAUAUUUUACAUUGACCUUAAAAACAGUAAAACAAAAAAAAUCCUCUUGUGUGUUGUAACUGGGACUGCUGUUCCACUGCAGGACCAAAACAAAAGUCUUAUUUCAACUUAUCACAGCAUGUGUAGUACUCUUAGUGGUUCUUGUGCACAUGAACUUUUUUUAAGCAUUAAUAAAGAGCACCUUCAUGUUUGUAGAACAGACCAGUUUGAAUGAACAAAUUUGUCCCUUCUGAUCUUGGACAUCAUCUACGCAAACAAAAUGUAUUCAGCGUCAGUUUGCCCAUUCUGUCUUGUCUCCCUGUACUUUGACUCCUACGUAAAAAACAUGCUGCUUUCUUGCUCUGAGUCGGUAUUGACAGUUUUUCUCAUUUCUUUCCCCCUCCCUUCUAUAAUCUUAAUUUUGUCUUGAGAGCGAGCGAUUGAUUUGAUGACACAUUAUGAGUAAUGAAUGUCAUGGGGCUUGGCACACAUUGUUUUCACGGUAAUGAUGAAUCAAAAAACAUUUAAAAAAAAAAAGACAUUGCAAGCUUCA